Messenger RNA from Pomacea canaliculata, 1799 nucleotides. Its product is annotated as hsp70-binding protein 1-like. NCBI's taxonomy places the organism in Eukaryota, Metazoa, Mollusca, Gastropoda, Architaenioglossa, Ampullariidae. The record is from RefSeq and is a predicted model, not a curated record.
CGACAUGUGCGUUAGCAGCUGAUCAGCAGCUGUGGAAUAAGAGAAGAAGCUAUCUUUAAGGGGAAAAGUGCUGCAUAUCUGCUGGUGGCUUUGGAAGUCUUGAGCAAAUAUUCAAGGUUAAUACAAUGGCUGAAGGUGGAGAAGGGAAUAAAGAUAGGGCGCCAAAAGAUAUGACUGCACUAUUGAAGUUCUGUCUGGAGAAAACAAAAGAAGAAGAUCCUACACAAUCCUCCAGUUUUAGAGAAAUGUCACCAGAGAGAAGAGAGUGGUUAAGCAGUGCACUUAAAGACAUGUCUGUCAACCCAGUGGAACGACUGAAUUAUUGUAUCCAAUGUGUGAAAAAUAUUGACACAUGUAAACCAUUGGAGCGAACAGAAGAAGGAGUCACACAGGCUAUUAACUGCUUAGAAGAACUGCGAGACUGGUGUGAAGAAAUAGAUCUGGCUGUUGAUUUUCACAAAAUUGGUGGUUUCUCCAUUUUUCCAAUUGUAUUGCAACAUCCAGACAGUGACAUCCGUUGGCGAGGGCUUGAUCUAAUGGCAACCUUGGUUCAGAACAAUCCCUACUGUCAGGUUGCUAUUUUGCAAGAAGGAUUUCUGCCACAGAUUGUCACAAUUCUUGACAAAGAUCCAGAUCCCAUCACCAGAACAAAGGCUUUGUAUGCUAUUUCAUGCCUUGUGCGUACAUAUGAACCUGCUCAAGAAGAGUUUGUAAAGCAUGAUGGGUUCUCCAUCCUUCUUAAAGCCAUGCAGAGUAAUGUUGAGAAACUGAAAGUGAAGGCAUCUUUUUUGCUGACAACUAUGUGCAGUUCCAACACAAAAUAUAAGGAUACACUUUGUGCCAUGGGCAUAGUUGAGCAGUUGCUGAGUCACUUGAUGCAAGACCAUCAGCAAGAACAUGAACAUAUUAUGGCUGCCUUGUUAUGCUUAGUACGAGACCAUCUGCCAACUCAAGCUCAGUGUCGUCGCCCAGAAUUAAAUCUCAAAGGAGUUCUUCAACAAAGAAUCAAGGCUGUAGAUGGCAAGGAUGAACAUAGGGAGGAGUUUGAGUAUGCACAGGAAUUGUUGCGCAUCAUCAGUGAAGAUGGGGAAGAAGAAGGUCAGCGAUGAAGUUGUGGGUACUAAUGGAAAGAGACUGCUAAACAUCUUAGACAGAUAAGGUGGCAGCAAUAGGAGGCUCAACAUUCUGCUGGUCAUAUGAUUCUGUUUUAUUAUACUGUAAUACACAGUAAUGCUCUCAUUUUACAGUGUCAGUUUGCUCAUGAUGGUUGUCCUGAAUUGAUGCCGAAGAAGUUGAAAAAGGGAGCAUCAUCUUUCAAAGACGUUAAUCACUCCAACCUGCAGGAUUGACUCAUUCGCAGUGUCCAAAAAAUAUAUCUUUGGUUUUGCAGAAUCAUUUAACUGCAAAGUAUCUCAUUUCAAAAGACCCUACAAAACGUUUCAUUGAUAGCAAACCUUUAAACUUCACUGGUUCAUUUUGUGAAAGUUUUCAAGGUAUGAUGAAUUACAGAUUUGUGUUCCAUUAUGUGAUUGUUGCUUUAGACUGUAAAACAGAAAGUAAGCAGUUUAAAGCCUGCCCAGAUAUCUGGCUGGAAAACUUUCACAGAAAUGGCAUCUAAUUCAUUAAGGCAGGUAAAAGUGGUAAAAAGAAAGGAAAGGGCUUUGCUUUCUUCAUGAACUAGACAUGGCGGGCUGCUUAUGUUCAUUAAGCUUUCAGAUGCUUGUGUAUUUUUCAGUAGUCAUCACUUAGUUUUUAUGCACCAUCCAUGUUUAUUAAAAUGAAAAGGAAUGUUUGUAAAA